Messenger RNA from Fopius arisanus, 955 nucleotides. Its product is annotated as PXMP2/4 family protein 3. Lineage: Eukaryota; Metazoa; Arthropoda; Insecta; Hymenoptera; Braconidae. The coding region runs from base 100 to 702 and encodes 200 amino acids. Gene Ontology annotation, cellular component: cytoplasm; membrane. The record is from RefSeq and is a predicted model, not a curated record. The transcript has 6 exons.
GACAGUUUUUUCUCUUUAUUUUGAAUUCCAAAGCAGCCCAAAGUCCAAUUGUAGUUUUUCUCGGAGAAGUUUAGGCUUUAUCAGCUGGAAAAACUUGUUAUGGUCUAUCAGAGAUUAUUUCGUCAAUGCUCGAAGAAUAGAAUUGCAAUGUCACUGUCGAAGCCGUCCCAGAUUAUCCUUGACAUUGUUGGUGCCUAUUUCAACAGUUUGUAUAUGAAUCCCAUCCGGACUAAGGCAAUUACCAGUUGUGUGUUGGCUGUAGCUGGAAAUUACAUCUCCCAGAAGAUCUCAGGAACGAAGGAAAUCAAUCAUGACAGUCUUCUGGCUUUUGGGCUCUUUGGGCUGCUGUUUGGAGGACCAGUACCACAUUAUUUUUACAAAUAUAUUCAUUUAUUCACAAAACUUCCUCUGGGAAUUCUAUUAACUGAACGUCUAGUUUAUACUCCACUUUUUCAAGCAUUCGCUCUAUACAUGCUGACUAGGCUCGAGGGGAAGUCACACGAUGAGUCACGAAAAAACAUGGAGAAACUUUACCUGCCAAUUUUACUCGCAAAUUACAAAUACCUCACUCUCCUGCAAUUCAUCAACAUUCGUUACGUUCCUCCAAUGCUGAGAGUUCUUGUGGUGAAUUUUAUUGGAUUUGCGUGGACAAUUUAUCUGGCGAACGCCCGAUCCAGAGCAUCCAAAAAACGAAAAGAUUAGUUCCUAUUUUUGUUGAUUUAUGAUAUGCAUUCCAGAUUUAUCAAUUUUUCAAUUGUUGAAAUCAGUACGGGGUAAUAAAUUUCCAAUGGUUUUUUUUUCUUUAUUAUCGUUAAGCUUGGAUUCAUUAAUCACACAACAACAAUACAGAUUAUCUUACAGUUAAAUAAGAGAUCAUUUAACAUUUCAAUUAUUCAAUACUUUAUCGAAUUAAUAUCGUCAAUUACGUGCAAUUAAAUAAAUAAUUAUCUAAGAA